GUUAAACUUGUGAGAAGAGAAAGUGAGUAACCGGAUCAGUUGUCUUAGUUAAUAACAUGUUGAUACCUUUUUAAAGCCCUGAUUCUGUGUAUGGAUCAACUUCAGCACGGUACGAAGGUCGACUCGAAGCCUUAAAUACUCGCAGUGGAACCCGGGGGCAGUUGAGGUAGCAGCAGUAUUAUAGUAUUAUCGGGUCACAUAGUAAACAGAUGCGCUAUGAGGUGAGUACAGAGCAUUGAUUGUAGGCUAUAUAUUAUUAUGGAGGCUUGGACAGCUUGAAAGAGACAGUGGAGGACCAGGAUUUCUGCUAUGGGGACCCAAAGGAACGGAUUUAAAAGGGAAAGUUUUAUUUUGUCUGUGGACGUGGGGACAACUUCCAUCCGAUGUCAUGUUUACGACAAGGAGGCGAAAAUCAGAGGCUCCUGCUCCACUAAGGUGGUUCUCCUGUAUCCAGAGGACGGGCACGUGGAGAUAGAGCCUGAAGCACUGUGGAAAGGAUUUAUCACUGUUGUAACAGGAGCUGUUCAAGAUGCAGGAAUUCAAAUGCGACAGAUCGAAGCCCUUGGCAUCUCCACUCAAAGGGCCACGUUUACCACAUGGGACAGGAGGACUGGAGUUCCCUUCCAUAAUUUCAUCACGUGGCAGGACCGCAGAGCUGCAGAGCUGGUCAAGUCCUGGAACAGGUCCUGCACCAUGAAAGCCAUCCAUGGCGUGAUGAAGGCCCUGUACUUCCUGACCCGACAGAAGAGGUGCCUGGCUGCCAGUCUGAUAGUCUUCUCCACUCAGCAAGUAACUAUGAGGCUCCUCUGGGUCCUCCAACAUUACAAGCAGAUCCGACAGGCCGCCUCUGAAGGGAUUUGUUGCUUUGGGACAAUAGACACCUGGCUGCUGUUCAAACUCACCAAAGGCCGUGUUCAUGCCACAGACUACUCCAACGCCAGCUCCACGGGGAUCUUUGAUUCCUAUCAGAUGUGCUGGAGUGAGUUUCUGUGCUCGCUGAUGUCAAUCCCUUUGUCCAUUUUACCCACUGUUGAAACACAAAGUGACCAUGACUUUGGUGGCACCGAUAUGUCCAUCUUCGGAGAGUCCAUCCCCAUCAGAUCAUUGGUGAGGUCGCUUCAGGCGGCCAUGUUUGGAGAGUGCUGUUUCAACGUGGGGGACGUGAAAUCACUAGUGGGAACGGGGACCUUUAUGGACAUAAACACAGGCUGUAAACCACACACUUCUGUCGCAGGCCUGUACCCUCUGGUGGGGUGGAAGAUCGGAGCUGAGGUGGUGUAUCUCGCUGAAGGAAACGCAGCAGACACAGGCACUGCCAUCAAAUGGGCCCAAGAGCUGGACUUGUUCGAGAAUGUGAAGGAGACCAGUGCUUUGGCGUACAGUGUGUCCGGUUCAGGUGGAGUGUGCUUUGUGCCUUCGUUCAGUGGACUGCAGGCUCCCCUGAAUGACCCCAAAGCCUGCGCCUCCUUCAUGGGACUCAAACCCUCCACCACCAAAUGCCAUCUGGUCCGCGCCAUUUUAGAGUCCAUCGUUUUCAGAAACAAACAGUUGUAUGAGACGAUGCUGAGAGAAACACGGAUUCCCGUCACAAAAAUCAGAAUGGACGGUGGAGUUUCCUCAAACGACUUCGUGAUGCAGCUGACAGCGGACCUGUUUGGACAUAAAGUGGCCCGUCCACAGCACUGUGAGAUGUCGUGUCUCGCGGCGUACGUGGCCGGGCUCGCAGUUGGUUUUUGGAAAAGUAAGGAGGAGCUGAAGAAGUUACAGACCACAGAUAAGGUGUUUUUGCCCCGUGGAACUUCUAAAGACCAGGAAUACUGCAGCCUGCUCCACAGCUGGGAGAGAGCACUGCGGAGAUCCAUGGACUGGUACAAGACCUGACCAAGGCAAAGGACCACAUAGGACCAAUCCAAACCAGUAAUGUGAAACAAGAUGCACUUGUAAUCGACUGAUCACU
Molecule: messenger RNA, 1957 nt
Organism: Periophthalmus magnuspinnatus
Lineage: Eukaryota; Metazoa; Chordata; Actinopteri; Gobiiformes; Gobiidae
Gene: gk5
Product: glycerol kinase 5
Biological process (GO): glycerol-3-phosphate biosynthetic process; triglyceride metabolic process; glycerol metabolic process
Cellular component (GO): mitochondrion
Molecular function (GO): glycerol kinase activity
Source: RefSeq, a predicted model, not a curated record